AUGUCUCACCGAAUAGUGGCCGAGUCGCACAUGGAGAUGACCCAGAUGUGGCAACGUGCCAAGGCUCCCGAUCUACUACUGGACAACCAACAGCCCUAUUCAGAUAUACAAAAGAUGUGGGCAUUCCACACAAAAAAUCCUGAUUUCACCAGAGUUGAGGCUGUCUUAAACUCAGAAGGUGGUAAAAUCACCAUGUUUAACACGGAUCUCGCCACGCUGAUGCCGGACCAGUGGCUAAAUGAUAAAGUCAUCGAUGGGUACUUGACAAUCACCAUAAAAGAGGCCCAAGCCAAGAAGUAUCAUGCCAUGAAUUGUGUGACUGUUGGCCAGAUUUUUCAAGGAAUUUACAGGAGUCUGUCUGUUAAACAUAAGAACAUGAUGCUCUCUACGCACAACAGAACUCUCUGCCCAGUUAACACUGGAGGAUGUCACUGGUUGUUGGUGGUAUGCAACUAUUACAGCUUUAUGUCUGCUAAUUGA
Priapulus caudatus is the source of this 480-nucleotide messenger RNA. RefSeq lists its product as uncharacterized. The record is from RefSeq and is a predicted model, not a curated record. Gene Ontology annotation, biological process: proteolysis. NCBI's taxonomy places the organism in Eukaryota, Metazoa, Priapulida, Priapulimorpha, Priapulimorphida, Priapulidae. The coding region runs from base 1 to 480 and encodes 159 amino acids. Gene Ontology annotation, molecular function: cysteine-type peptidase activity. The transcript has 4 exons.